AUGGUUUUGGUUGCAAAGGUAGUAAUAGCGAGUCUGAUAAUUAUUCAGACCAUGAUGAGGAUAAACCAGGGGCCCGACACUCUUUUCAAGAAAUUGCCUGAUCCCAAAAUGGAUACUAACCCAGACAUUGAGGAGGAGGUUGAUGAGUUCUUGAGAAACCUCAGAAGCCGAAGAAAAUCAUUAAGAUUGGAGUCCCUGCACUUGAGCACUUCUAAGACGAGUGACUUGUUUGUCAUUCUUCCUGCUCCAAAGAAUGUGCCAAUGACAAACAGAACAUUUGUUCUAAAUGUUUUGACAAAUAAGAAGCCUACAGCUACUAUAACUAGACCAAAGCAGGAGACAAAGCCAAAAAUUUCUGAAAAGAGGAAACUCCCACAAGAGAGUGAUGAUGAGGAUUAUGAUGAGACUAAGAUUAUCCCUGAUGCAGAGGAAGAGGCUACUCCAGAUACAACUGUUGAUUCUGCUCCUGAUGCACAAGAACCAUAUGCUGGUUUGGAUAAUGAAGCUUUCAAUCAGUUGGUUGGCUCAGGAAAAUUGCAUAAGUUGAAUAGCAAGUUGGUCAAUGAAGCUGAGGUUUUGCCAGAGAAGGAUGCUUGGGUCACUAAGGCUCACAAUGAUCCAGAGGCCAAUCCAAAGGGUACUGCCGUCAAUGAUCCAGUCAACAAUACAUGCAAGAAGAAGCACCACAUCACAUAUCUUGCUCAACAGUGGUCUGCCAGCCAAUUCUCUAGGAAACAGACACAAGCCAAAUAUGGCUUUUAA
This is a messenger RNA of Nicrophorus vespilloides, 762 nucleotides long. RefSeq lists its product as uncharacterized. The transcript has 4 exons. NCBI's taxonomy places the organism in Eukaryota, Metazoa, Arthropoda, Insecta, Coleoptera, Silphidae. Bases 1 to 762 code for a protein of 253 amino acids. The record is from RefSeq and is a predicted model, not a curated record.